Molecule: messenger RNA, 830 nt
Organism: Herpailurus yagouaroundi (jaguarundi)
Lineage: Eukaryota; Metazoa; Chordata; Mammalia; Carnivora; Felidae
Product: sodium- and chloride-dependent creatine transporter 1-like
Biological process (GO): sodium ion transmembrane transport; nitrogen compound transport; amino acid transport
Cellular component (GO): plasma membrane
Molecular function (GO): gamma-aminobutyric acid:sodium:chloride symporter activity
Source: RefSeq, a predicted model, not a curated record
GCCCCCCCCCCCCGCAACACCUUGACUCAAGGGGAAAGGCCCCCAGCCACCGCACGCCCCGGCGUCAUGCCUCAGUUUGGAAGCUCAGGGAAGGGGAGAAGGGGAGGGCGGCGGGCAGUGACGAGGCCGGACGGAACGGAACGCGGGCGCGGGACACAGGUGUCGAGACCCUGCCGCUUCCCCCUUCAGGGCCCGGCCUGGCCUUCAUCGCCUACCCCCGGGCCGUCACGCUGAUGCCUGUGGCCCCCCUCUGGGCUGCCCUGUUUUUCUUCAUGCUGUUGCUGCUCGGCCUGGACAGCCAGUUUGUAGGUGUGGAAGGCUUCAUCACCGGUCUGCUCGACCUCCUCCCGGCCUCCUACUACUUCCGUUUCCAAAGGGAGAUCUCCGUGGCCCUCUGCUGCGCCCUCUGCUUUGUCAUCGACCUCUCCAUGGUGACUGAUGGCGGGAUGUACGUCUUCCAACUGUUUGACUACUACUCGGCCAGCGGCACGACCCUGCUGUGGCAGGCCUUCUGGGAGUGCGUGGUGGUCGCCUGGGUGUACGGAGCCGACCGCUUCAUGGACGACGUCGCCUGCAUGAUCGGGUACCGCCCUUGCCCCUGGAUGAAAUGGUGCUGGUCCUUCUUCACCCCGCUGGUCUGCAUGGGCAUCUUUAUCUUCAACGUGGUGUACUACAAGCCGCUCGUCUACAACAACACCUACGGGUACCCGUGGUGGGGCGAGGCCAUGGGCUGGGGCUUCGCGCUCUCCUCCAUGCUGUGUGUGCCCCUCCACCUCCUGGGCUGCCUCCUCAGGGCCAAGGGGACCGUGGCUGAGGUCAGUCCCCUGCAC